CUUAAGUGAAUAUUUUCUGAUUUUACAAUUAGUUAGUAAGUUAAUUUAACUUGUUUUCAGGUAAAACAAAGAGAAACUGAAAUUCUUAUUGUUGCCAUUGUACUGCUUCAUCCUUCCUGCACACACACGGAGCCCAAUUCAAACGAUCCUGCCGCCGCCGCCAGACACCACCAACCACCGUAUCCGCCGCCAUCGAUCAAGCAUCCCAUGCCAAAUCCAGCCACCUCGCCGCCCGCUUGAGGCGUAACCUCGUCGCACUCGCAGUAUCACUUGUAUGAUUCUCCUCUCCACGAUUCAUCAUUAUUAACUAAUUCAAUCUAUCGAUAUCCUAUCAAUUUCAUCUCGCGUGUGGUUUUCAGAUCCAGCUUCUUCGACAAUCGAAGUUAGGGUUCAAUGUUUUGAAACUCCUAGUGAUGUUGUUGCGAAGAAGAAGGUUCCCAAUCCUUCAACAUUUGGGCGUUUUCUCAAACCCUAGGAGCUUUCUUCUUCACCCAUUACAUUCCCCUCAAUAUUCAUCUUCCAAGCGGAACAGGGAGCAGUUAUUGAAUUCCAUGAGAGAUCUCAAAACUGUCGAUGCUGCUUUGGAUUUCUUCAACAAAAUGGUUGCAAUGAACCCUUUCCCAUCUGUCAAAGACUUCAAUUGUUUGUGCAGCAUUGUUGUGAAGAUGAAGCAUUACACCACCGCCAUUUCGCUAAUCAAACGAAUGCAUUCGUUGGGGGUGAAAAUUGAUUCAUGGACCCUCAAUAUUGUCGUCAAUUGUCUCUGCCGAUUGAAGCGAACGGUAUUCGGGUUAUCGAUUUUAGGGCUUAUGUUUAAAAUUGGUUUGGAGCCGACGGUAGUGACGAUUAACACCAUUGUUAACGGGCUUUGUGUGGAGGGCAAUGUGGAACAAGCAUUGGGGUUAGCUGAGCGUAUCGAAAAUAUGGGCUAUGAAUCGGAUAGUUACACCCAUGGAGCAAUAAUUAAUGGAUUGUGUAAGGUAGGUGAUACUUCUGUCGCUAUUGGGUAUCUAAGGAAGGUGGAAAAAAGAGGUUGCAAAUUGAAUGUCGUAGCUUAUAGUGCAAUUAUGGAUGGUCUUUGCAAGGAUGGGUUGGUACCUGAGGCUUUGGGUUUGUGGUCAGAAAUGACUGGUAAAGGUAUUCAACCUACUCUUGUCACCUACAAUUGCUUAAUUAAAGGACUUUGUGAUUUUGGUAGAUGGCAAGAUGCUGCAAUUCUACUUGGUAUGAUGAUGAAAAAGGGAAUCAUGCCUGAUGUGCAAACUUUCUCGGCUAUCGUUGACAAUUUUUGCAAAGAGGGGAUGAUUACAAGGGCUGAAAGUGUAAUAGGUUUCAUGGUUCGUAUGGGAGUGGAGCCUAAUGAUUUCACCUAUAACGCAAUGAUUAAUGCUCAUUGUUUGCAAAAUCAAAUGAAGGAGGCCAUGGAUGUUCUUGAUAUGAUGGUUCGCAAGGGUUGCUUGCCAUGCACUGUAACUUAUACGUCAUUAAUCCAUGGGUGGUGUAAAAUUAAAAACAUGAAUAAGGCUAUGUCUCUCUUGUGUGAGAUGAUUAAUAAAGGAUUAAGUCCAAACAUCUGCACAUGGAAUGCUCUUAUUGGUGGGUUAUGCAAAGUAUGGAAACCUCUAGCUGCAAAAGAAUUGAUUUUUACAAUGCAAAAGCAUGGCCAACUUCCCAAUCUCCGUACUUAUGCUAUUAUUUUGGAUGGCCUAUUCAAAUGCAAUUUUUAUUCAGAGGCAAUAUCAUUAUUUAGGGCAUUGGAACAGAUGAAUUUGGAUCGUCAUAUUUUAAUUUAUAGUAUUGUACUUGAUGGGAUGUGCAGUUUUGGAAAACUGAAUGAUGCGCGGGAACUCUUUUCUUGUCUACCAGCUAAAGGUUUGAAAAUUAAUGUUUAUACAUAUACAAUAAUGAUUAAAGGCCUAUGUAAAGAAGGAUUAUUGGAUGAUGCUGAAGACUUACUGAUGAAUAUGGAAGAGAAUGGCUGUCCCCCUAAUGCUUGUACUUAUAAUGUUUUGGUUCAAGGAUUACUGCGAAUAUAUGAUAUUUUAAGGUCAGCAAAAUACCUUCAACUAAUGAAAGGCAAAGGUUUUUCUGCAGAUGCUACCACUACAGAAUUGCUUAUCAGCUCCUUCUCUGGUAUUAAAGGAGAAAAUGCAUUUCAAGAGUUUUUGCAGAAAUUAGUUGGGGUAUAAUCUCAGUGUAUUCAAAAUCUCAAUUUUCUUGAAGGCGAAGCUGUAAGAAACUGUAGAGAACAGAGAAAAACAUGGAACAUAGUAAUUUGAAAAGGAAGUAGACUGAGUAUCAAUGGAGAAGAUUGAAUUUAGGGAUAUAUGAUAGAAUGGACGGAUGAUGAAGCUUGUGUUAGCUCUUUCUGGAUGGAGAAAAAUAUUGGGAAGGCUCAGACCCACAUAUGAAAGAAAAGGAAAUACAGAACAAAUAAAAGGGAGGGUCAUGGAUCUUGUGCUCUUCUUUUACACCAUUAUACAGAUAUAAAGAAGAGCCCUGGAAUGGUUGGGGGAAUUCUCCUGCAAGUUUCUGGUUUUGUUAGAAACAUCAGCAUUCCCAUGCUUUAGGAAGAUAGCUUCACUGAGUCCAAAGGAAGAAGCUGAGCAGAAUCAUCUGGCAGAAGCCAUCAUGGUUUGUUAUUGUCUUGGGAUGGGGGUGCCAAAGGGUGAGAAUAAAGCAUUUGAGCAUAAGCAGAAUCCGCAGAGUCAGGAACAUAAUUUGAAGGAUGAUGAAUCUGUGAGUAAGCGACAUAUUGUUGCUGCUGAUGCUGACUAGUAGGAAUCUGAACUAACUGAGGCAAGGGAGCAUUUCUUAGGAGGUUGUAAGCGGAAGAUGAUGGAGCCGCACUUCAAGAUAUAGUUGUGGCAGAUUCACCUACAUUAGCAUGCUGCGCUGACAAGUUAUAUGCUUGGGCCUGUCUUGCUGACAAGAUAUUGUUACUGAUGCUGCUCACUAGUAGGAAUCUAACAAACUGAGGCAAGGGAACAUUUCUCAGGGAAUUGUUAUAAACAGCAGAUGAUGGAGCAGCAUUUGACUAGCUAGAAGAGAUAGUUGUGCUGGUAAUAACCCGUUCCAGAUUGAAUUUGAACUUGGUCUUGAUAGAUUACAGGUUUCGGGUAUGACACUGCAGUUAAAAGACAUUUGUUACUGCAGAACAUGUGACACAAUAACAAAUCAAUCUUUCAAUCAAGAAAACAAAGAGGUAAAUGAAGUAUAAUCAAUUGUAUGAUGUUACCAAGUGUCUUUGGACAUUUGUACUAUGUAAUUUUAUUUAUUAUAUUUUAAGUUUAUGUUCCCUUUGUAGUAAGCGAAGUUUGAUUUUGGUCUCUAA
Lotus japonicus is the source of this 3334-nucleotide messenger RNA. Its product is annotated as putative pentatricopeptide repeat-containing protein At1g12700, mitochondrial. Lineage: Eukaryota; Viridiplantae; Streptophyta; Magnoliopsida; Fabales; Fabaceae. The record is from RefSeq and is a predicted model, not a curated record. The transcript has 4 exons. Bases 414 to 2189 code for a protein of 591 amino acids. Gene Ontology annotation, molecular function: protein binding.